AACAGCAGCUCUUGAAAAGCUUGAUGCAGGUGGUGACGGGAACAUUUUCACACGCCACUUAUUUAAUUAUGGAGCGCGGAAUGUGCCGCCCAGCGCCUGGCCGCGGCUCACCUGUCCUGGCUGGCCGGCUGGUCUAUCCGGAGCUCCUCCCGCGCCCGAUUACGCAGGGGUGACUCGGAAGCAGCCGCUUUCUGACACACAGGUAAGACGAGCCGCGGCGCCAUGUUGAGGGAGACGGAAGUGAGAGAGUGCGGUGGGGAGCCGGCAGCAGGAGAGCGCAGAGGAAAGGAGGCGGUGGCGGAGGAGGAGCAGCCAAGCGGCCGGGGCUCAGCGGCUCUUUCAUCGAGAUGACCGCUGCGUGUUAGUGUCCGCGAAGUGCUGUCCCUGGCGUAGCGCUCCGCACUUUGUCUGCUGUUCACCCCCCCCCACCUCCCUCCCCGGAGAAGUGCCCGUCCGGAGCCGAACUGAGGAGGAGGAGCGGCGGAGCGGAGAAGAUGCCUCUGCCACAGCUGGCCGACCCGUGGCAGAAGAUGGCAGUGCGGGACGCGGGGGCGGAGGACCCCCCCCACGCCGCAGAUGAGUCCGCCGGGGAUGAAGAUGGCAUAUGUGAGGAUGAAGGCUCAGUGAAGGAGAUCAGCAUUACCCAGCAUGUGAAAGAGGGCUUUGAGCGGGCUGACCCACGACAAUUUGAGCUCCGCAAAGUCCUGGGACAGGGCUCCUUCGGGAAGGUGUUCCUGGUGAAGAAGGUGACGGGGCCAGAUGCAGGCCAGCUAUACGCCAUGAAAGUGCUGAAAAAGGCCACCCUGAAAGUGCGAGACCGAGUACGAACUAAAAUGGAACGGGAUAUCCUGGUAGAAGUAAACCACCCCUUCAUCGUCAAACUGCACUAUGCAUUCCAGACAGAAGGGAAACUCUACCUGAUCUUGGACUUCCUUCGAGGUGGUGACCUCUUCACCCGUCUGUCCAAAGAGGUGAUGUUCACUGAAGAGGAUGUGAAGUUCUACCUGGCUGAACUUGCUCUGGCUCUGGACCACCUGCACAGUUUGGGCAUCAUCUACAGGGACCUGAAACCUGAGAACGUUUUGCUGGAUGAAGACGGCCAUAUUAAGCUGACAGAAGGGUGGGUCUGCCUUGGAUUGCCGGAAGAUACACUUACAGCUAAAACCCCUGCAGAUUUUGGACUGAGCAAGGAGUCCAUAGACCAUGAGAACAAGGCGUACUCCUUCUGUGGGACAGUGGAGUACAUGGCCCCUGAGGUGGUGAACCGCAGAGGCCACACCCACAGCGCCGACUGGUGGUCCUACGGCGUGCUCAUGUUUGAGAUGCUUACUGGGACCCUGCCUUUCCAAGGGAAGGACCGCAAGGAGACUAUGACCAUGAUCCUCAAAGCCAAGCUGGGAAUGCCACAGUUCCUGAGCUUGGAGGCACAGAGUCUGCUGAGAAAUCUUUUCAAACGCAACCCAGCCAACAGACUAGGAGCUGGUCCAGAUGGAGUUGAGGAGAUCAAGAGGCACCCAUUCUACUCCAGCAUAGACUGGAAUAAAUUAUUCAGGAGAGAGAUCUACCCCCCAUUCAAACCUGUGACUACUAGACCGGAUGACACCUUCUACUUCGAUCCGGAGUUCACCACAAAAACUCCCAAAGACUCUCCAGGGGUGCCCCCCAGUGCCAACGCCCACCAGCUCUUCCGUGGGUUCAGCUUUGUGGCCAUGUGCCCUGAGGAGGAGAGUGAGCCACUGGCAGGUGUGGGCGUGUCCUCUGUUGUACAGCUUCACAGACCCACAGUGCAGUUUUCUGACGUGUAUGAAAUGAAAGAGGACAUCGGAGUGGGCUCAUACUCCAUCUGCAAGCGUUGCAUCCACAAGAGCUCAAACAUGGAGUUCGCUGUCAAGAUCAUCAACAAGGCUAAGAGGGACCCCACAGAGGAAGUGGAGAUCCUGCUGAGAUAUGGGCAACACCCCAACAUCAUCACCCUGAAGGAAGUUUAUGAUGACGGCCGCUCCGUGUACCUGGUAACGGAGCUGAUGAAAGGAGGAGAACUGCUGGACAAGAUUCUCCGGCAGAAGUUUUUCUCUGAGCGAGAGGCCAGCGCUGUUCUCUACACCAUCACCAAAACCGUGGAGUACCUGCAUGCACAAGGGGUGGUCCACAGAGACCUGAAGCCCAGUAACAUCCUCUACGUGGAUGAGUCCGGGAAUCCCGAGUCCAUCCGCAUCUGUGACUUUGGCUUUGCCAAGCAGCUGCGUGCCGAGAACGGGCUGCUGAUGACCCCCUGCUAUACUGCCAACUUUGUGGCUCCUGAGGUGCUGAAGAAGCAGGGUUAUGAUGCUGCCUGUGAUAUCUGGAGCCUGGGUGUGCUCCUCUACACCAUGCUGACUGGGUUCACACCUUUCGCAAAUGGCCCUGAUGAUACUCCAGAAGAAAUUCUAGCCCGGAUCGGCAGUGGGAAGUUCUCCCUAAGCGGGGGCUACUGGACCUCAGUCUCUGCAGAGGCCAAGGACCUGGUGUGGAAGAUGCUGCAUGUGGACCCCCAUCAGAGGUUGACGGCAGCCCAGGUCCUCAGACACCCCUGGAUUGUGCAGAAGGACCAGCUGCCCAAGUACCAGCUUAGGAGACAGGAUGCCCCACACCUGGUCAAGGGAGCGAUGGCCGCAACAUACUCAGCUCUGAACAGAAACGUGUCUCCAGUGCUGGAGCCUGUAGGCUCCUCGACAAUCGCUCAGCGACGGGGCAUCAAGAAACUGACCUCCACUGCCCUGUGAGCCCUGACCUCCAUGCGGCACAGACACCCAGUGUGACCCAGCCGGCCACCCUGUAGGGACCCGAACACUGAACGAGUAGCAGAGCUUGGACCUGUAGUGUUACCAUCACACCUCCUGGCCAAGAGAACAGAUGGCCUUGUACAAUCAUUUUUGCAUCCAAGCAGGAGAAGCUAGGAAACUGAAAUUCUGCAUAAGUAUUUUUAUUUUGAAUAAUUAGAGAUACUUAAGCAAAAGAAAUUGAGCAGAAGUGGGUGAGAAUGACUUUUGGUCAUUAACAUGAGUGGAGGGCUACUGCAAAGGUGAGAGAGCCACACAGCUGGGAUCCUCACAGAUAUGUCUGCUGGGCCAUAGCCAAAAGUCUGCCUCUAUCUAGUGUUCGAAAAUGACAGAGGUGGCCAGGCCAAAACUGGUCUGGCAGCUCUCUGUUGUAUACCCCAUCCAGCCACCAGAGCUGCCACAUCUCUUCUGAUUUUAUUUUUUUUACACAUCUGUUCAAGGUUGCCGCAGGGCAUUUUAUUGUAAAAAAGACCAUGUGACUGUGUCCUUUUGGACUCCUCCUAUUACCCUCCUAGCAGAGGGUGUCCCAAUCCUUCCUGUGUAGUCUUUACCUGUCUCCGCACCACAUGAAAAUAGCCUCAUUUAUGGCUGCUUCUCUGCAUCCGGAACUAAGUUCUGGUCUCUGGGUUUUCUCAUUUUAACUGACCUCUCAUAUUUCGCUCUCCACAUCGGAUCAGAAGAUGUACGUCACGGCCUGCGGCGGGGGGCGUUCUGGACCUGUGUGCACCUCAGCCUGUCAUGCCCAGUUCUUCGUUCUGGUGGCUGCAUCGAACAUUAUUUUGUAGUAUUUAUAGCUCCGCAGAUCUCAGGUUUACACAGACGCGAUGACAGUGACACCUGGUGGUAUAUAUGUACAAUGAGCUGGUGAUUCAGUGCCACACUGAUGGUCCAUGGAUGUCAACCCGUAUUAUUACUACUGAAUGACCGGUGAUUGAAAGUGAGAACUUUUAGCAAAAGCGGGAAUCCAUUAGUGGGUGAACCGCCUAUAUGGAUAUAGCUGUCUUUCAAAACAAUGCAAAAAAACAAUAUCUGCAUUGCAGAUGCAGUUAUAUACGACAUACAAGGACAUUAAUAAAAAUUUAAUAAAAGUAUAUAUUUACGUA
Messenger RNA from Paramormyrops kingsleyae, 3922 nucleotides. RefSeq names its product ribosomal protein S6 kinase, polypeptide 3b (gene rps6ka3b). The record is from RefSeq and is a predicted model, not a curated record. Gene Ontology annotation, biological process: protein phosphorylation; intracellular signal transduction. Gene Ontology annotation, molecular function: ATP binding; magnesium ion binding; protein serine/threonine kinase activity. NCBI's taxonomy places the organism in Eukaryota, Metazoa, Chordata, Actinopteri, Osteoglossiformes, Mormyridae.